AUAUUUUAAAUUAAAUAAAAAUAAAAAUUACCAUCAAAUUCGCCCUGUCAACUUGGCUAUUAAUGUCAGCAGAUUUAACGUUAAUUUUAAAUUUUUAUACUUCAAUAUUAUGUAGAUAGAAAUUAUUAUGAUAAACAUUAUAUACCUACAGACACGAAAAAAAAAAAACAACUAGCAAAUUUAAAAUAUCAAAUAAUUCAACUCAUUCAUACCUCAUCUAGAGUAAAGAAAAUUAAAAACAAUAUUCAAGUCAAAUAAAAUUCUAAAAAUAUAAUAAAGAGUAACUAAUAUUACCUCUUGAAAUUAUAACUUUGCUUUUGUCCCGUUUUUAUAAUUAUAAUAAAAAAUUGCAAAAUAAAGAAAUAGCAAAAUGAUAAAUUAGAAGAGUAAAAAAAAAAAGAAUAUAAAAUAUAUAGAGUUAGAAGAAGCUCAAGGCGUAUUAUAUCCGUCAGCAAAACUACACAAAGUACUGCAAGUUGAUAGACUGCUGUAUUACAAUAUGUGUUUGUGUGUGGAGUAAAAUGCAUUUGCCAUUUCCCAUUCUCAUUCUACAUGAGACAUUUUCAUGGUAUAAAUACUGUGGCGAUUCUACUAGACAACUCAGAAUAAAAUCAACUACCCCUCAAGAGAAAAACUAAAUAAUAUUUAAUUUUUUAAAAAUCGUGUUAGUUAAAAAUGUUUAAGUUAUUAAUAAUUGGGACACUUGUCGCAGUAUCAAAUGCAUAUCUUGCACAUACACCAACAGCACUUGCUCCAGCACCAUUGGCUCAUCAAUCAAAUUACUAUGGUAAUUAUGGUCUUGUAAAUGAUCUUGGAAGACAUUACAAUAGAAUUGCAGCACCAGUUGAUCCAUGGCCAUCAGUUAAUCAAGGUGCAGUUCAAGUUAAUAAUCUAAAUGCACAUGGUUAUGUACAUGGUGUUAAUUCUGGAUAUGUACAUUCAACUCCAGCACCAGCAAUUAUUGCACCAACAUUAGCACCAGUAGUACCAGUUGCACCAGUUGCACCAGUAUCAAGUUAUAUACCACCACCAGUACUUCAACCACCAAGUGUUCAUUACAAUAACAAUGUUAUUCCACCAAGAGUACACAAUGUUCCUCUUCAACAUAAUAAUUUAAAUUAUGGUGUUCAUGGUCUUAAUAGUGUUCAUGGUACCAAUGGUGUUCAUCGUCUUAAUGGUUUUCAUAGUUUUAAUGAUGUUCAUGGUCUUAAUGGUAUUCAUGGACUUAAUGGUGUUCAUGGUAUCAAUGGUAUUCAUGGUCUUAAUGGUAUUCACGGUCUUAAUGGUGUUCAUGGUCUUAAUAGUGUUCAUGGUAUCAAUGGUAUUCAUGGUAUCAAUGGAUAUGCACCACGUUAUCCACAAUCACCAAUCUACAGCCAUCAAAAUGGCUAUCAAACUCAUGAAAAUUAUGCGUGGUAAUGAGAUAUAUUAUCUCAUUUAAUUUUUUUUCUACAAUGUGACCCGAUAAUAAUUAUAAUGUAUUUUCGUUAUGAAUUUUUUUAAAUGAUUUAAUUAACAAAAUACUGGACGCUUUAAUUUUUUUUACAUAAUUUAAUUACUCAUAUUUUUUAUGUAAAUUGUAAUUAAUAAAUAUACGUGGUAUCUAAAUUUUAAAUGUUUUUUUUGUUUUUAUAUAUAUUUACUGUAAAUUAGAAAUUAUUACCUUUUUUUUUAAUGGCAUUAAUUAGUAAUUAGUUUUAGUCAUGAAAGAACGAUGAAAACAUGAUGAAAGCGAAACUCGUUAUGUAUAUAAAAACUUGGAAGAAAUACAAUUCAUGGUCAUCAGGUAAUAUUAAUAUUCAGAGGUCAAAAUAAUCAUUGUACAUCUAAUGAUCUAUUCUUUUUUUUUCUUAACAAAUAAAGUAUUAAAAUUGAAAAGAUUAUAAGAAAAAAUUCAGACGAAUAAAUAAAUUAUUUCUCAAUGAUUGUAUAAAUUUCGAAAUCAAAAAUUUCACUACGAGAUGCUGUCAGACUGUGAUCUAAAUUUAUCUACAUAUAAAAUACUUGGGCUACAUAUCUACAUGAUAUUCAAUGCGACA
Aphidius gifuensis is the source of this 2039-nucleotide messenger RNA. RefSeq lists its product as uncharacterized. The transcript is spliced from 2 exons. The record is from RefSeq and is a predicted model, not a curated record. Lineage: Eukaryota; Metazoa; Arthropoda; Insecta; Hymenoptera; Braconidae. Bases 676 to 1419 code for a protein of 247 amino acids.